AAGGAAAGCAUAUAUUACAAUCGAAUGAAGGGGAUCCUGAACCCUGCAUUUCCAUGAAGUGCCACUGGCGGGAUUGUUGCAUAGCUUUGAAGCAGGGAUUGGCAGAAUUACUGAUUCGCACGCCCUGAGAGGUCCAAACAUGAAAUUUGAAGGAGAUUCAUGGGCGUAGUGCGGAAAUGCAAUCGAGCGUCAGCGAGAUCGACAGAGAGAGCCGGAUCGUGCCGAAACGACCCCUUCCACGCCGCUCGCCGAGCUCAUCACAUGAUGUCACGGAUCGCGUCACACACCGCAUUCCCUUUUGCUAAUUUGCGUUUCGACCUCUUGAACCAGCUUCCG
Molecule: messenger RNA, 336 nt
Organism: Mycena citricolor
Lineage: Eukaryota; Fungi; Basidiomycota; Agaricomycetes; Agaricales; Mycenaceae
Source: the annotation of a GenBank genome assembly